Messenger RNA from Symbiodinium sp. CCMP2592, 744 nucleotides. The record is from the annotation of a GenBank genome assembly. NCBI's taxonomy places the organism in Eukaryota, Dinophyceae, Suessiales, Symbiodiniaceae.
GCGGCGCUGCCGGCGGCGGACGGCUCUCACAGCGCCUCCAAGGGGCUCGCGGCCGAAGAGGCGUCCGGCACGACCCAGCAUGUUUUGCACAACGCACUGCGUGACCCCAGAACCCAGGCAGCGGUGCCGAUCGACCAGGUGCCCAGAGGCCUUCGCUUGGAUGAUCUGCUGCGCCUGGUGGAGGAGAACAAAGAGUGGCUUCAAGGCCCCACGGCCCGGGAAAAGAUGACGGGCCGAAAGAACAUGUACGACGUCACUCCGGAGCUCAUCAUCGCACGAUCCCCGGGUGAGGAACGGGUCCUGGAGCUCACCAAGGAGGAUGCCGAGAAGAUCACGAAAUCUCUCGCCGGUGGUGACGACGGAAUCUUCGUGAAAGGCUCCCUGCAAUGCCGGAAGGGAGCCAAACUCGGAGGUGUGCCCGUGGAGAACCUGGUGAUCCAGGGGGUCCUGUGCGAGGACGGUGCGCAGCGCAGGGAGUACUGGAAGCAUGGCAGUGAGCGUCAGGAACGGUGGCGCACCACAGACAACCACGGAUGCCGGCCGUGUCAGGACACUGGGCUGCAUGGAGCCUCAGCCGUCACGCAAGGGUUUGGCGAUGGCAUCAACGGUGGUCUUGGCCAUCUGCAGGAUGCGAUCCCUUCGAAGCUCCUCGGGAAGCAGCUCGGCGAAGAAAAUGCUCGCCGCAACAAGAAGCUACUCCAGCAGCCGGGCACAGUCGUCGUCCUGCGCACUGGCGCACCUUGA